Messenger RNA from Dendronephthya gigantea, 2799 nucleotides. RefSeq names its product ATP-dependent RNA helicase DDX42-like. Gene Ontology annotation, molecular function: ATP binding; RNA helicase activity; RNA binding. Bases 115 to 2334 code for a protein of 739 amino acids. The transcript is spliced from 20 exons. Lineage: Eukaryota; Metazoa; Cnidaria; Anthozoa; Malacalcyonacea; Nephtheidae. The record is from RefSeq and is a predicted model, not a curated record.
UUUCAAUAUGGCUUCAAAAAUGAACAAAAACAAAUUUAUUUUAUAAAACGUACUCUGUAGUAAUAUUUCGCUGCUCUGCUUCUUCUAUACAGUUUAAAGGGAUACUUCAGAAAGAUGUUUCACAAAGGAUCAAAAGAAAAACAAAGAGGCAUAGGGUUUGGUGGGUUUACAGUUAGUAGCAAGCCAAAACAACAAACUUUGCAACCAUCUCCAGUGCAAACCUCUUUUGCACAACGUACAGGGAGACAAAGAGGCCCUGGACACUCGGAAAGUGCUGUUUUUAAAAGACCGGCCAACUUUGGGGAUAACGAUAGUGAUAGUGAUGAUAAUGUGACAUAUCACAAAGAAAGUCAGGUGUAUGAACCUAAACCAAUUGGAUCUAAUAAUGAUGAGGGUGACGAUGAAGAAGAUGAAUUGGAUAAAUUUAUGGCAGGAAUUGAGCAAGAGGUAGAAAGGGAAAAGAACUUAUCAGUUGCACAACAAGAGGAAAAGGCCAGUAAAAAAAGUAGACGAGAUGAUAUUGAGGAUGAAGAUGAUCAGGAAUCAUUCUUCAGAGUAAUGAAGGAGGUUCCACUUGAAUAUUAUCCUGAUGAUGAUGAAGAAAUAGAUUAUGACAGUGAUGGUAAUCCUAUAGCCCCGCCAAGAUCAAAGAUAAUAGAACCAUUGCCACCCAUUGACCACUCUGAGAUUGCUUACCAGAAAUUUGCCAAAAAUUUUUACGAAGAACACGAGGAAAUUAAGAAAUUAACAGAAGCAGAUGUAAUUAAAUUGCGACAAAGUUUGGGGGUUAAGGUAUCUGGUGCUCAACCUCCUCGUCCUGCCGUUAGUUUUGCUCAUUUCUGUUUUGAUGAAGGUUUGCUAAGUUCAAUAAGAAAAUCUGAAUAUACAAAGCCAACUUCUAUCCAAAGUCAGGCAGUUCCUGCAGCUAUCAGUGGUCGUGAUAUCCUCGGUAUUGCCAAGACUGGUUCAGGAAAAACUGCCGCUUUCCUGUGGCCAAUGUUGGUACACAUUAUGGAUCAGAGGGAAAUGCAGGAUGGCGAUGGACCUAUAGGGUUAAUAUGUGCACCAACACGAGAACUUUCACAACAGAUAUAUUUGGAGGCAAAAAAGUUCGGAAAGGUUUACAAUAUUCGAGUGGCGUGUGUAUUUGGCGGUGGUAACAAGUACGAGCAGUCGAAGGCUCUGAAAGAAUUUCCUGAGAUUAUUGUUGCGACACCAGGUCGAUUAAUUGAUCACAUUAAGGAUAAAACUACAAAUCUGGAAAGAGUUACAUUCUUGGUUUUUGAUGAAGCUGAUAGAAUGUUUGAUAUGGGUUUUGAACCACAGGUUCGAUCCAUUGCAAAUCAUGUACGGCCAGACAGACAAACUUUAUUAUUCAGUGCAACAUUUAAAAAGAAAGUUGAAAUGCUCUGUCGAGAUAUAUUGACAGACCCAGUUCGAAUUGUCGUUGGGGAGCUGGGUGAGGCUAACGAAGAUGUUACACAGAUUGUACAAAUAUUCAACGACGGUGCAAGAAAAUGGCAAUGGCUUACCGCAAAUCUUGUACGCUUUACAUCUGAGGGAAGCGUUCUUAUUUUCGUAACAAGAAAGUUAAAUAGCGAAGAACUGGCUAAUAAUUUGAAAAAGAACGAUUUUGAACUCCUCCUGAUCCACGGUGAUAUGGAUCAAUUUGAGAGAAACAAAGUGAUCACAUCUUUCAAGAAGAAAGAAUUCUCGAUCCUUGUUGCAACUGAUGUCGCGGCUCGUGGUCUGGAUAUUCCUUCUAUUAAAACUGUCAUUAAUUACGACGUUGCACGUGAUAUUACAACUCAUACUCAUAGAAUUGGAAGAACUGGUCGAGCAGGUGAAAAGGGCGUUGCAUACACUUUGAUGACGCCAGGUGAUCAAAAUUUCGCUGGAGAUCUUGUGCGGAAUUUGGAAAUAGCCAAUCAAAAUGUUUCAGAGGAGUUACUUGAAUUGGCAAUGAAGAACGCAUGGUUUAAAAAAUCGAGGUUUAGAGGUGGCAAGGGCAAAAGAGGAAGUGGUGGCGUUCGUGAAAGACCUGGAUUAGGAGCGCCUGAAGCGGGUUCAACGUCUGGUCCAAUGGGAUCAGCUAAAAGUUUGUCCUCAUAUUCGUCAACGGUGUCAGCCUCAGCUGGGUCAGGUCCAAGCAGCAGUAGGUUGAAUGCCUUGAAAGCUGCAUUUUCUUCGCAAUACAGAAGUCAUUUUACUGCGUCAACUGCUAACAAUAAGUGGGAUGCUUCCAAAGAACAUUCAACUGUGAACCCACUGGAAGACCAGGCUUCACUCAACAAGGAAGAGAAACGCAAAGCUAAGAAGUCGAGAUGGAACUGAGAUCUUCUAUGAUGACGAGCAUCUUGUCGUUUUACUGUAAAUAUUGACGCACAACCACAUUACAUGCAGAGUGUAAAAAAAUAUAGAUGGACACUGUAAUGUAAAACACUCAAAUGAAAUUCGAAACGGCUGUAAAUUUAUGACAUUGUCUCAAGAUCCUAGGCUAUAUUAUAGCUUUUUACAGCACAUUCUCGUAAACCAAACAGUAAAAAAGAAAUGAAAUUUUGGUCGCGAAGUGCACGGGACACUGUUGCAGAAGCCUCAUUUUAACGCUGGACAACCAAAACAAGUGGUAUAAAUAAAAUCCAAGAUCCAAAAUCCACUUUGGUUAGACGUGUUCCUUAUGUAAUUAUCCCAAAGCUGUAUGUUGAGAGUUGGCUAAAUAUAUUUUGUAUAGGAGAAAUGAGGUAAUCAUUGCAGAGCUGCUCAACUCAAAAUUAAGACUGAGAGAGAGAAUAAAACUCC